AAACUGCAGGGAACAUUUAAAAUCGAUUUGAUACAAAAAAAUCGAAGAUUGGGGUCUUGUUCACCGAAACAGGAAAACGAGUGAGUAGACGAGAAGUGCGACCGGCGAAAGGGGUGUUUUAUGGUGAAAAUGGCGGGAAACAAAUACCACUAAUCCCCAGCUGCUAAUCUGUCCUUCUUCCCUCUUUUCAUAUUUAUCACUCGCACUUGUAGCAGCAUGGCAAGUGGUGGUGGCGAAAGUGCUGCUCAGUUUGAUAUUUCGGAGGAGGAGAAAGACAAGCUUGUUGGAGAAGUGAUUCGCUAUGUCCUUUUCAAGACCCAUCAGGGUUCUGGUUGUCCCAUAAAAAGGGAGGAACUCACCCAACUUAUCACCAAGAAUUAUCGCCAAAGGGCUCUUCCUGCUUUUAUCAUAAAUGAGGCCAGAUCCAAACUUUCGACCAUAUUUGGAUAUGAGAUGACGGAGCUUCAGCGGUCACGGCUAUCCUCAGCAAACCAGGGAAGAGCGUCGCAACAGAGUGUUGCAGAUUCAAAAUCUUACGUCAUUACAAGUCAGCUACCAGCUGAUGUCUACAAGGAAUUUGUCGAGGAUGUAAAUACCUCGCACCUUACUGGGUUUACAUUUGCAAUCAUUAGCAUUGUGCAUCUUGCUGGAGGCAAAAUUACAGAAGAAAACCUUUGGCCCCAUAUGAGGCGACUAGGGUUGCGCGAAACUGAAGAGAACCAUCCAGUCUUCGGGAACAUCAAGCAGGCACUGGAAACACUGGUUCAGCAAAGAUACUUGCAGAAAGAGAAAGUUCAUGGUCCUGAAGGAAAUAGUAUAGUUUAUGAACUUGCUGAAAGAUCCCUAGAUGAAACAGUGAGCGGUCAAGUUAAGGAAUAUAUAUCACAGAUUGUGCAGAGGGAGGUGCCCGCAACAGAUAAUGACUAGCAUCCUUCUCGGAAAUUUUCUAUUGUUUGAUACAGUAUAUCUGUUGCAAGUGAAAUGGAAAUACUUCGAAUGCAGAUGGCCAGCUGGGGGAGCUGUAGGUGUAACACAGAUUGGCCAAACUUUUGCAGGGACUUUUCCAGUAGAUAUUAUGAACACAACUGUUGGGAUUAUUUUUGUAUGUGUAUGUGAUUAAGCCCUAGAUUUGUGGUGUUAAUAUACAGAUUGGCUUUAAUUAUGGUUUCAGUAAUUCAGUAUUAGUUUACCCUGGUACUACAAA
Molecule: messenger RNA, 1204 nt
Organism: Daucus carota subsp. sativus
Lineage: Eukaryota; Viridiplantae; Streptophyta; Magnoliopsida; Apiales; Apiaceae
Exons: 7
Coding region: 217-927 (236 amino acids)
Cellular component (GO): nucleus
Source: RefSeq, a predicted model, not a curated record